Messenger RNA from Musca domestica (house fly), 2078 nucleotides. RefSeq names its product DDB1- and CUL4-associated factor 12 homolog. NCBI's taxonomy places the organism in Eukaryota, Metazoa, Arthropoda, Insecta, Diptera, Muscidae. Bases 167 to 1543 code for a protein of 458 amino acids. The transcript has 6 exons. The record is from RefSeq and is a predicted model, not a curated record. Gene Ontology annotation, cellular component: Cul4-RING E3 ubiquitin ligase complex. Gene Ontology annotation, molecular function: protein binding.
CUAUUUCAUUACGCCGUUACCUGCAAUUGCAGUAUAGCUACGAUAUUUGAGUGUUUUUACACUACCAAAUUAUUGAAAAAGAUUAAUUUAUUCAACAAAAACUUCCCUCUUUAUAGCUAUUAGUUUCAUACUAUUUCUUAUUUAUAAGACAAAUCCUUCCAACAAAAUGUUCAAUGGCAUGGUUCAAACCAUACGAAAUAGUAUCGUAGGGACGUAUCCUUCGUGCCAUGUAAAUUCCCGUCUGGAUGAAAGGCGAGCUAAAGCUAGAGCUUUGAGGGCAGAGCGUCGAAGAAAGCCUGAUAAACCCGAUGACUUUGUGACGUAUGAGGAUUCCGGUAGUGAUGAGGAAACUCCAGAGCAACAGGAGGAAGUUCUUCACACAUCUUACAAUGUUUAUGAUUUUAUUCGCAGCAGGGAGAAUGGCUUGAAUGAAAGACGCAGUUUUAACUUCGAGCAAACCAGUCGCUAUGUUUUAACGCAUGAUAUGCUGCGGGAAACGCAAAUAAGUUUAGGGUACAUUAACAAGGUAUUUUGCUCAAAAUGGUUAAGCAAUCGUCAAGUAAUUUUUGGCACUAAAUGCAAUAAGCUUUUGGUUUACGAUGUAAAUAUGCGUCGUGUUGAUGCAAUUCCUACACUGUCAACAAAUCGACCCAAUCAUCCCGAGGUCCAAGGUGGACUGCAUGCAAUCGAAAUUAAUCCAAGUCGUACAUACUUGGCCACUGGGGCAAGAAACUCUGCCGAUAUUGCUAUAUAUCGUUUGCCAACUCUAGAUCCUGUAUGUGUUGGUGAAAAUGGACAUAGAGAUCUGAUUAUGGGAAUGUGUUGGCUUGAUGACCAGUUUAUAGUGUCCGGGUCGAAGGAUUCACGCAUGGCUCUGUGGCGUGUUAAUGAAGAACACAUGGAAUUUCCAGAUGGGGGUAAAGAAUUUUGCCCAACUGUCGCCACAAUUAAUCCACUAUGUGUUCGUGACUGCCGCACAGCCCAGAGAAUUCGGUCUUUGUGUUUCAAUAAAGAAUUUCGGGAAAUAGCAGCCCUCUCUUUGAAUGGGUAUAUACAUGUGUUUAAUGCUGAAACAUUUAAACAGAAAUUAUCACGUAAACUGCCAAAUUGUCAAGAUAAUGUAAGUAUAGCAUACCACAGUGAUGGCCUAUACGCCAUUGGAUGUCGUUCAUAUACAAUUUUAUUGGAUACAAGAACUUUGCAGACAAUCAAAAAAAUAACUUCACGUUAUAGCGGCUGUGGAAUACGCGCCACAUCCUUUGAGGGUAACUUACUUACAGUUGGUACCGGCCUGGGAAUGCUUUUAUUCUAUGACAUUCGUGCUGGAAAAUACUUGGAGAGUAGUGUUAAUGCAUCACGUACCGUGACAUUGAAAUGCAGUAAAGGUAUAGUGUAUCCGGAAGAUGAAAUGGACGGUUUCAAUGUAAAAUAUGUUCCCGCAAUUUAUACACAUUGUUAUGAUAGUACUGGAAUGCGUCUCUUUGCUGCCGGCGGUCCUUUGCCAGCGACUUUAGUGGGAAACUACGCUGGGGUUUGGCAGUAAUUUGUAUGCCCCCGUCAGAGCUUAGCCUAGUUUCAUUUGUUAUUAAGUAUAGCAAAGUGAGAAUUUAAAACUGAUUAAAAUUUAAGUUAAUUUAGGAAAAAUUAAAUAUUCUAGUUUAUAGACAGUCAAUCUUCAUCUAUGGUAUCCUUGCCUGGUGUAUAGUAUAUGCGCAAUAUAUAUUUUUUAAAACAAUAUGUAUUUUCCUGCUACUUAAAUUAACCGUUCGCAUUAAAGCAUUUGAAAAAUUGGAAGUAAUUUUCAAUCACAAUAACAAAGUGAAACUUUUUGUAAAAAAUAAUCAAUAGCUGCAACAGAAACUACUUUCAAAAUUCCGUAACACCGUAAUGUCUUAAAAACCAAAAACAUAUUACGACAUUUUUAAAUUACUAUUCCCAUAACAGUUGCAAAACGGCAACCUAUCCUAGAUUUAAAAGCUUUCUCAUUAUUAGAAUUGUUAGAAAAAAUUAAGGAUUUCUGUAGGACGUUUUUCUUUAAUAUGGAUUACAUUGUAGAUACGCAUAAUUGUGAUGUAUAA